This is a messenger RNA of Trichoderma gamsii, 1245 nucleotides long. RefSeq lists its product as hypothetical. The transcript is spliced from 2 exons. The coding region runs from base 1 to 1245 and encodes 414 amino acids. The record is from RefSeq and is a predicted model, not a curated record. NCBI's taxonomy places the organism in Eukaryota, Fungi, Ascomycota, Sordariomycetes, Hypocreales, Hypocreaceae.
AUGGCCCAGCAGCUUCGCGUUGAUGAGCAGGCGGGCCCCGGCUCGCAGCGAUCCGUCAGCAUGCCAAACGUGCUCGCGAACUCGAAUGCUCACCAGCGCCGCUACAACGAAAAUACCGAGUCCUGGAUCGAAGUCGCUUCUCAGCCAUCGUCCUCGUCGCUCUCCAGCAUCGGCGAUGAAAUCGUGACAACGGGGCUGCGCGUUAGGGGCUCUGACAGCCGUGACAACCGUCGCCGACGACAGCAGGCACCCGCGAGAUCGGUACCGCGUGUACAGACAACCAUCCCCGUUACGGGGACCGGCAGCCAGGAUGAAUACGAUGAAAGCGACAGCGAGGAAGAUCACGUCCUCUCCAGCUCGGCAGAAAAUAUACAGCCGUCGCCGGAGGAGAAUAUGGAGGACUCUGACGGCGAGUCGGACGGAGACGCAGACACGGCGUUAGGACAAGCACACCAGCCCGUCUUCCGGCCACAGCCAAAUGCAUUCUCGCAUCCUCCGUCACACCAGCGAAGCUACUCGUCCAAUGCGACCAUGUCUCCGCAUCCUCAUAGGGAGUUUACCCGUCCGUCCUUCUCUCAGCGCUCGAAUACGAGAGUGCAGCGUGGCCCCAGCUUCAUGUCGCCAUCGGUCCGGGAAGACAACGACGAAGCCCUCCGUGCGUCUUUGACCACUCUCCUGUCGUGUGCUGCAGCAGCUAGAGGCCUGCCCAAGAGUAAGGAUGAAACGGAGGCGCAGCGGGCAGCACAAACCGGAGUUGGACCCAGUAGCCAGCCUAUGGAGCUGCGGUUCGUUCCAGAAAAGGAGCUGGAGGAAGAGUCUGAGAAGCCUCGGGCGGCGGCCACCCCAGUCAACAAACAUGGACAGUCCUCCCCUGCUAGGUCAAGCUCGCAGACUCAAUCGUCAUCCGACAGAGCCAAGCGGACAGUAUCAACUGGCCGAAACCCUCGGGCGACGAAGAAGAAGAGGACGGCGACUGUUACUGCUGUUACCGAGGAGACGUUUAUUUCCCCGACCCUUCUCACUUGGGUCGUCAGUGCUGGUGUCGUCGUGCUCGUAUCCGUAGUUGGCUUUGGAGCCGGGUACGUUAUUGGGCGCGAAGUAGGCCGCCAGGAAGGCCUGGCUGCAAGUGUCAACAGCGUCAACGAUACUGCAUCUUCCGGCCGUGACGUUCUUCGCUCAUCUGGCGGCGGUUUAAGACGGUUCAGAUGGGGCGACGUCGGAAGAAGCAUUGUCGCCCAAGCGUAA